ACGAUCAACAAGAGGCGCGAGGCGUCAGAGAGCCCGGGGAGGCGCCGUCUCCACAGCGUGCCAGAGGACGAGGUCAGCGACCCGGAGGGCACCAGUCCCUGGGAGAAGCUCGGCGCAGAGGCCUCCGCGACGGACGAGGAGCAGGACGAUUACAUGGCGAUGCAGAUCGCGGAGAUGCUACAGGCAGAGGAGAUGACGGAGCACGAGAAGGACCUGUUCCUGGCCGGCCAGCUUCGUCUCGGCCCGGCGAGCGCUCGGUGGCGUUCGAUGUUCCUGAAGCUGAUGGGCUCGGUGACGGCGACGGAGAACAUGCGCUCGGUUUCAGGCAUGGUCCCUCACCUCCUGCAGCGCGGCGAGGCGAAUCCAGAGGAGUGCCCGCGCCCGCCGUGGGCCCAGUGGUCAGGGGCGAAUGCGCACGCCGCUUACACGUACUGCCGCAGGUGCGACACACGCAUCGCCUACCACAAGAAGACGCCCGAGGAGAAGCUCGAGGCUGCCAAGAAGAAGCUGGUGAAGGCAAAGGCGGCGCAGACACGCCGGGAGGUGAAGCAGAUAGUGGCCAAGGAGCUCGAGGAGUACGCGCAGGCUCUCGAGGGGACGGGCGAGACAGACCCGUGGACGCCGCAGCCUACGCAGGUGAAGAAGCGUCUCGACCCAGUGAGCGAGCAACUCUGGCUUCACGAGAGCCGGGGCCGCGAGAUCGUGGGGGUCAAGGCGGAAGUCCCGACGGUCAAGGAGACGGCCGUGCCGAUGGCCCUCUACGUGAAUGCGGCCGAGGGCUACGUUCCCGUGAAGCACCCCCCUCCGGCGAAGGCGCAGAGCGUGCCGGCCAAGGCGCCGCCGGGGACAAGGCCGAUGACGACGGCCGAGAUGAUGCGGGCCCUCGCGGACAUGACGGUGGUGAUCGAGCAGCAGCGCGCGCAGAACGAGAGGGUCUACCAGAGGGUAUCCGAGGUGAUGCGCCAACCGCGCCAGGGCCUGAGCGACGAGGAGAUGAUGAGGAUCGCGAUGAUGAUGUCCCGGAUGCAGCAGCAGGCCUCUUCGGCGCCGUCGUCCCCGGGCGCGUCGGGAUCACAGGAGCCGGCCUGA
This is a messenger RNA of Prorocentrum cordatum, 1089 nucleotides long. NCBI's taxonomy places the organism in Eukaryota, Dinophyceae, Prorocentrales, Prorocentraceae. The record is from the annotation of a GenBank genome assembly.